Centropristis striata (black sea bass) is the source of this 4963-nucleotide messenger RNA. RefSeq names its product ATPase Na+/K+ transporting subunit beta 2b (gene atp1b2b). Gene Ontology annotation, molecular function: ATPase activator activity. Lineage: Eukaryota; Metazoa; Chordata; Actinopteri; Perciformes; Serranidae. Gene Ontology annotation, biological process: potassium ion import across plasma membrane; sodium ion export across plasma membrane; intracellular sodium ion homeostasis. The transcript has 7 exons. The record is from RefSeq and is a predicted model, not a curated record. Bases 333 to 1193 code for a protein of 286 amino acids. Gene Ontology annotation, cellular component: sodium:potassium-exchanging ATPase complex.
UCAAAACUCUGCGGCAUGCAGACAAGAGCUGGGGGGAGGGCAGAUACUAGAUCUGUGCUGGAGAGUCUCGCUAUCACUAUCCAUCUUUCUGUUAUCAGAUAGACUACAGUAGUACCUUUUAUUUAUAUUCAUUUGUGCGUCUGAGACCUGUUUAAUUGGCUCUCUUCUCCCUGAAGCCUAGGUGGUACAGUAGGAUUCUCUCUCUCUCGCUCUCUCUCUCCCUCUCUCUCUCUCUCUCGCUCUCUCUGUCGCUGCUGUAAUUGUUUCAUCCCGGCGUUUAUUGCAUUAGGGCGCUUUUUCCACAUCUUCAGGGUCCAAACUUUUAUGACAAAAUGGCCAAGGAUGGAGAAAAAAGCGGGUGGAAGGAAUUUAUAUGGAACCCCAGGACGAGGGAGUUUCUGGGCAGGACGGCUAGCAGCUGGGGUCUUAUUCUUCUCUUCUAUGUAGUUUUCUACAUCUUCCUGGCCGGCUUGUUUGCCCUCACCAUGUAUGUCAUGCUGCAGACCUUGGACGAGCACAAACCGACCUGGCAGGACAGGCUCUCCACACCAGGCAUGGUGAUUAGACCCAAAGCAGAUGAGACCUAUGAGAUCGUGUACAACAUCCAGCAGACCGAGAGCUGGGACAUGUACGCUCAGGCCCUGAACAAGUUCCUUGGACCCUACAACGACAGCGUCCAGGCCGAGAAAAACACUGAGUGCACCCCGGACCAGUACUUCCUGCAGGAGGACAGCGGCGAAGUGAAGAACAACCCGAAACGCUCCUGUCAGUUCAACCGCACCAUCCUGGAGGACUGCUCUGGAAUCAAUGACCGUUUCUACGGAUACCAAGAGGGCAAGCCAUGCAUCAUCAUCAAGCUGAACCGGGUGAUCGGCAUGAGGCCAGGGAGUAACGGUCAGGCUCCGUUCGUCACCUGCGGUGCAAAGAAAGAAGACUCUGACAAGAUUGGAGAGAUGCAGUACUUCCCUCCAAAUGGCACUUUCAACCUUAUGUAUUACCCUUAUUAUGGCAAGAAAGCUCAGGUGAACUACUCUCAGCCUUUGGUUGCCGUCAAGUUCCUUAACAUUACUGCCAAUCAAGAUGUCAACAUCGAGUGCAAGAUCAACUCCAACAGCAUUCCCCUUGGAAGUGAAAGAGACAAGUUUGCCGGAAGAGUGUCUUUCAAGCUGAGGAUCAACACUACCCCUAACUAGGUUGACCUUUUUUCCCCCUCUCCUGAAAACUACUUUCUUCAUUCUCUGCAACAUUGCACAUACACAGAAACAAAUCUCAGUAUUCACACCCUUUGUAGAAUUUGUUUACAACUCCCCCGCCCCCGCCCCCCUAAAUGUUUGGGGAAGUUGUUUGUCCGGUUGUGUGAUGAGACGGGGCAAGAAUAAAAAAAAAAAAGGGUGGUAAUCCUGUUAUUAUUUCUGUCUGUGAGCUUUGGGACAAAUUCUUUUCUGUAAAUUAGUUUGAGGUGGCGUCUAUUUAUACUGCAUGACAAACUAGGGGAUGUAAAGAAUGUGAACAUGUGUUUUCAGAGUUUGCAAGGAUCAGCAACAUUAACACUUUAAUUGCUGCUCCCCCUCCUGCUGCCUCCUUAUAGAGUAUCCCUCUAUAUACCAAUAUACACAAAUUACAAUACAAAAUGUGUAUAUCUACAGUAUUUAUACGGUAUCAUAACCUAAUAUCAGUACGUCUAUUUUGUUGCACUUAAAAGAAUAAUCCAACAGACUCGCAUAUAUCUUGAUGGAUGGAUGCAGAGAUGAAGCCAUUUUGCAUGUGUGUAUUGUCUUUAGUGUGCUAUGAGGGCAGGAGGCCCCCUGUGUCCCACCUCUCUGCUAAGUGUGAAAUAAGGUUAUGUUAAACCACUGACCACCAGGAGGGGCCACACUGUAAUCUACUAAACUUUACACACAGCAAGUGUGUGUUUCAAUAACCACAUACUGUAAGAUAGGCAGAAAAACAGGAGUUACAGUAGAGCUCAAAACCUUUAAGAGUGUGUGUGUGUGUGUGUGUGUGUGUGUGUGUGUGUGUGUGUAUGUGUGUUGGUCUUCAUAUAGUUGUGAGGACCAACCCAUGGCAGAAUACCAACAUUGUGAGGACAUUUGUAGUUGUGAGGACAUUUUUUCCAGUCCUCACAAAGAAAAUGCUAGGAUAGCCUCUAAAGGCCUUAAUUAAUCAUCUGUAUGAAUUUCAGGGAAGGUCCUAACAGAGAUGGUAAACCCUGAAAUGUGUGUGUUGGGCUAGGGGAAGUGGUGGUCCUCACAACUACACAAAGACAUGUAUUUGUGUGUGUGUGUGUGUGUGUGUGUGUGUGUUUGUGUGUGUGUGUGUGUCCAUUCACAGGUCUCAUUUCAUACUGUAGGUCGGGAAGUUGCAUGCAAUGUGCAAUAUUCAUUAAAUGGCAUACAUUAUGAAUGCCUGAGUCCAUUCUUUGGAUGAGAAGACAAUUAUUAAUUUGGAUCAUUUGAUAUUCACACUGGUUGUUUGACCCUGACAGCAGCUUAUUGAACAGAUGUGCUUCAUAUUUGGGUCGCUGGGAUUAUUAAUAUGAAGGCUGGUGUCAGAAUGAAUGAGAAAAAAAGGAGACGUGAGUCAUGUUUCAGUCUAACAACACCGAAACUCCCAGGCAACUCAUGGCUAAACAAAAAAAAAAUAACCACCUGAAUAUCAAAUGAAAACAGCAAAACUGAUCCUCCUGCUGCACGAUGACACUCCGCCCCUUGUCCCCUGCAUUUUAUUCCCAAAGCUUAACCAAGAGCCAUUCUUGUGUCUCCAUUUUUAUCUCAUUUAAAUAUUUAGAGUUUAUUUUUUGCAUGUGUUGCAUCUAUUUUACAUUUAUCAGAAAUAGAUGCCAUUGUCUUAUUUUGUAUUGAUUUACACUGGAAGUGUGCUUUGAAUUAAUUAAUUAUUGUACAGUUCUGAAAGACUUUCGGAGGAUGUAGAAAGUUUGUUUGUCCCUUUUCUUUCUUUCUUUCUUUCUUUCUUUCUUUCUUUCUUUCCGUCAUACCCAUUAUCAUCCUCUAAAAUUAUCAACCAGGAUAUCAAAAUGUAUACUUUUAUUAGUGACUAGAGUCUUGAAUAUGUGAGUUGGUAGUUUUGUAGAACAAAACUGGAGAGAUUUGCUUCCUUGACCACAUAGAAAAGGAUAUUUUUCAUUUAAUUUGAGUGUUUUCUUGUAGUUUUCUCCACUAUUGUACAAUCAGUCUGAAGGCAAAGUUAUAAUAAAACUUGACAACCAACCAGUUAAAAAAAAACAUAGAUUAGGCCUAAAUUUGGUGCUACUUACUUUAUGUGCAUUGCAAGAAGCACCUGUAAAUGUUGGCUGGAAGAAUCUGCAGAGUCACAUUUUGAAAUUCAGGUACAUUACUUUAGCGCGGCUACAAAUGUGCACCAAUGUGUCUGUCAUCAUGCCGUGUCAUCGCAGCAAAUGUGGAACACGAGCAUCUGUUCACUCACAUUAACGUCUGGCUCGACUCCACCGCUUAAUUUCUCUCAGAGCAAUGUGUUUUAUCGUGCAAAUAUGUCCCAGCGGUCUAAAUAGGCCUUCAUUAUUAUCGGGUCCAGAAAGACAAACUGAUCUAAUGUGAUUAUCUGAUAUUAUAUUUGAAGGGUUAUUCAGAAUGAAGGAUGUUUUUCCAACAGUCGUCUCCUUUUUCUGCUUUUUGGGACUGUUUUAGAGCCGUUCACAUGCAUUUCUCCCCUGGCAUUCCUGCAACACUAACUUAAUUUCUCUGUAAUCUCUUAAUCUGGUCAGCUAAUCCAGAGCAGGCACGCUCAACUUCUUUACCCUACUUUGUCGCUCCUCCUCCGUGUGUCAAACGCCUCAAUCUUCACAGAUGACUAAAGCAAAGUCUCUUUUUCUUAAUUCAGUCCUUUUUUUUUUUACCCCAAUCAUUAAAUCAGCAAAUAAAAUAUUUUGCUUCAUCCCCUAAUUAGACAUUCUUGUGUUACUCAUUUGCAUGUGAAGAUUAGUUCUUCAACCAAAGAUCUUCAUGACAGUUUAAUUUGAUUUGUGCUGCACUGACACAUCCUCAGCAAAGAUACUGUAGGAUCCAGCUCGAGGACACCCUGUGUUAUUAAAAGGCCUACUCUUAUAUAAUAAUAAUAAUAAUAAUAAUACGCACAAAAGAAACGUGUUUCACUACAACAUAACAGUGCCUCCUGGUGGACAGACAGUGUUGUUCCCCAGUGUCACAGAAUGUUAUUUCCUGUUAUCUCCAUUUAUCUGUUUUUCUUUUUCCAGUGAUAAUUUGCAGAUGUCCUCAAAAAAGCAAUAUAUUUAUUUCCUGUGUGGCUGUAUGAUAUUAGAAAGGCUGUAACAGAAUCUCAUCAAGAACAAGGAAGAAAUAGGAAACCGAUAUUGCAGUCAGGCAGUUCUGCCGGUGUGCAUUAUCAUGAUGGAAUAAUAUUUUAAAAGAAGUGUUGUUUUAUUUAUAAAAGAGUAUUUUUAUUGCUAUUUUGUUGUAAAGAGGAGAGAAUGUAUAAAGCUUGGAUUGUAUCAUGUCGUGGGAGCUACCUGGUAGGUUUUUAGCAUUUCAAUUCAACAAAUGGCGAAUGUUAACAGCUUGGUUGGAAACAUGUUUGUUUUUUAAUGUAGUUUUUUUUUUCUUAAAUGCACUCACAAAGCUUGCAGUGAAAGCUCUCAGAACACCUGGGCUCUACUGUAUCACAUUUAAGACCGUUAUUACAAGUAAAAACAAUCCUACAACAUGGCCCAAUGCAUAUUCAUGAUUCAAAAUAAGGAAUCAUUUCAACAAUCUCUGUUUCCCCCUCGUCUUAAAUCAUACUAUUGCCUAAGACUGUGGUGUUAAGAUAGUUCAAAAAGGAAAUCCAUGAAAUCUGUUGAGAUACAAUCGCCCCCAAAGGAUGAUAACUCUACUCUGGAUCUUUAUUUUCUGCUCUUACUGUAUGUAUAUUUUUGCUCAUGUUUACUGCAAACCAAGAUAGAGAAAUAAAUAAAUGUCAUUUAAGGGAU